AUGAAUGGUUCUUCCGAAUCUCUUUCGGCAUGGACAUAUUUCGAUUCUCCUGAUUUCCUUAGAACUUCACUUCAUUUCUUGAGUAUUCUAGAAGUUCCGAUUCAUCUUCUCGGAUUUUAUUGUGUCAUUUUCAAAACUCCUUCAAAAAUGAGAUAUGUGAAAUCGUCAAUGAUCCAAUGUUUCCUUUCCGGUGCUGUUUUAGAUUUUGUGUUAAGUUUUGGAACCAUUCCUUAUGCAUUGUUACCCACUUUAUCUUUGCAUUCUUUGGGAAUUUUAUCCGAUGUUGGAGUGUCACAAAAAUGGCAGACUAUUCUGGUUAUCGAGCUUAUCAUUAUUGUUGGUUGCUCAAUAAUUGGAAUUCUUGAAAACCGAUUCACAUGCAUUACGAAUCGCAAAUCUAGAUGUAUAAAUAGUUUAUUAAUAUACAUUGUGAAUGGAUCAUUUUCGAGUUUCUUGGUUUAUUUUAUAUUCUCAAACUGUCCAGAACAAGAAGUAGCUCGAAGAAUCGUUCUAUACGAGAUUCUUCCACCCAGUCUUCCUUCUCAUUUCUACACUGAUCCAAUAUUCGUUGUCUCAUUGAAUAACACACAGGUUGCAAUAUUAAUUAUGAUCCCUUUUUUCUGUACAGUAACAUUGUGCACGGCUUUUGCUCUUGGAACUAUUUACAAGUUAUAUUAUUCAGGAAGUGAUAGAACCCUUUCCACAAGUACCAAAAACAUGAUGAACAAGUUUUUCGUCUUGAUUUGUAUACAAUGCUCAAUUCCACUAACAGUUCUAGCCUUUCCUAUUUCUUAUAUCGCAUUCAGCUGCUCCACACUAUAUUUCAAUCAAGGUUCGCUUCAUUUAUUGUUCUUUGAACCUUAUUAUCCAAUUUACAGCGCUAAACAAUCUAAUUUUCAUAAUGUUUUCAUUUCAUGGAAUUUUGACAACAUUAUCAAUUAUUUUUCUUCAUACAGAAUAUCGGAACGUGGUGCUUUCAUUUUUCAAGCCAAACAAUCGAGUGCUAUCUACUAAAAAUUAAUGUAUGUUAGUUGUUCUUGAAUUCUGCUAUUUGAAUGUUUGAUUUUUACAACUUCCUGAGAUCCCUAUGUAUAAAUUGUUCUGAUUUUGCAAUUGACAGGUGCAUUGAAUUUCUGCUCAAUUUCAUUUUCCAUUUGAAACUUAUCAAAAAAUCACUCUCUCAUUGUCAGAAAAAUGACAUGGACAUAUUUCGAUUCUAAAGAAUUUCUUCAAACUUCUUUACAUGUUUUGAGUAUCAUUGGUAUUCCGAUUCAUCUUUUCGGUUUUUAUUGUGUCAUUUUCAAAACUCCGAUAAAAAUGAGAAACGUGAAAUCGUCAAUGAUACAAUGUUGCAUCUGGGGUGCAUUACUAGAUUUUGCGUUGAGUUUAGGGACGAUACCUUAUGUGUUAUUACCAGCUUUCUGCGGACAUCCUUUGGGAUAUUUAACUUACUUGGGAAUGAGUACGAAAACGCAAACAAUAUUAAUAAUCGAAUUAAUAAUCGGUGUUGGUUGUUCAAUUGUUGGGGUUCUCGAAAAUCGAUUCACUUGCAUGACAAAACCUGGUUCCAGUUAUAAAAAUCAUUGUAUAAUGUACAUUUGUAAUUGUAUUUUUGCAAACAUAAUUCUCUAUUUCAUAUUUUCAAAUUGUCCAGAGCAGGAACAAGCUCGAAAAACAGUUCUAUACGAAUUACUGCCCAAAGAUCUUCCAAGUCAUUUCUACUCUGAUCCAAUGUUUGUUGUUUCCCUAAAUAGUUUUCAAAUCGGAAUGUCGAUUUUGGCCCUAUUUCUAUGCAUAUUUUUACAAUGCAUAGGUUUUGUAUUAGGCACGGUUUACAAGUUAUACUUCUCGGAAAAAAUUAAAUAUAUAUCCCAGAACACGAAAAAAAUGCAAAACAAAUUUUUCCUGCUAAUUUGUAUACAAUGUUCAAUACCUAUGAUUGUUCUGGUUAUUCCAAUUUGUUACAUAAUUUUCAGCUGCUCAGCAUUCUACUUCAAUCAGGGUUUGAAUAUAAAUCCUGUUUAGGUUAUGUUUAUAAUAUUUUUGCAGCUCUCAAUAAUGUUUCCUUCAUUUUAAUAUCAUUUCACGGAAUGUCAGCAACAAUUGCAAUUAUCUUUGUUCAUUCAGCUUAUCGGGAAGCUUUUGACGCGAACUUGUUGAGAUUAAUACUCGGAAGAAAAUUGAAACCAAAUGUUUCUUAUAUUUUCAGAUAAAUUUGAAUUUUUAGAAGAGCAUAAUUUUAUACUGUGUUCUGUUUGUUGAAAAAAACUAAAUUGCUCCAUGUUUUCUUGCUAAUGCAGUUUUCUUACUCAUAUAAAUUAUAUUAUAUGUUUUGUAAUUAUAUGUUUUGUAACAACGAUUUUUUCCAAAAAAAAAACACAUUCGCGCAAUGAAUUUUUCUUCAAAAAACAUCUUGUCUUGGACAUAUUUCGAUACCCCUGAAUUCUUCCGUAAUUUCCUUCAUUUCUUGAGUAUUCUCGAACUUCCAAUCCAUCUUCUCGGUUUCUAUUGUGUCAUUUUCAAAACACCUUUACAAAUGAGAUAUGUGAAAUCAUCAAUGAUUCAAUGUUGUGUGUUUGGUGCAAGUUUAGAUUUUGUUUUCAAUUUCGGCACAAUUCCUUAUAUAUUAUUUCCAACAAUGGCUGGACGUUCUUUAGGAAUUUUGAACAAUUUAGGCAUGUCUAUGAAAUCACAGUCAAUUCUCAUUUGUGAGUUUAUUAUAUUUGUUGCUUGUUCGGUGAUUGGAAUUCUUGAAAAUCGAUUCACAUGUAUCACAAAUCAUAACUCCCGAGUCAAAAAUACCUGCUUCAUCUACUUAUUGAAUACAACCCUAUUAAAUCUAUCAAUUUAUUUGGUAUUUACAAAAUGCCCGGAACAAGAAGAAGCCCGAAGAAUAGUUCUAUACGAACUUCUCCCGCCUGAACUACCUUCUCAUUUUUACACCGAUCCAAUAUUUGUAGUCUCUUUGGAUGCUGAUCUAGUUGCAACUCAAAUCCUAGCAACUGCCAUACUCAUUUUCACACAGUGUGCAAUUUUCGUUCUCGGCACGAUUUAUAAGCUAUACUUUUCAGUAAUCACCAGGAAUCUGUCAUCGAUUACAAAACGUAUGCAGAACAAAUUUUUCAUUUUGAUUUGUUUACAAUGUUCGAUUCCUUUGACUGUUCUAGCAUUUCCAACUUGCUACAUCAUUUUUAGCUGCUCCACGUUAUAUUUUAAUCAAGGUAUGUCACGUUUCUCACGUUUUUCGUUUAACAAAGUCUCUCUCACAGCUCUCAACAACCUUGUUUUCAUUCUAUACUCUUUUCAUGGAAUAUUGACAACAAUUUCAAUUAUUCUUGUUCAUUCCGCUUAUCGACAAUUCCUACUUUUAUUUUUCAAGCAAACAAAAAUAAAAGUGAGAUUAGAAAAUCGAAUUUCAUAUUUUGUGAAUUAAUAAAUUGUUUAUCACAUCUUGUUUUGAAGCAUAUUCUCAGAAAACUUGAUUAUUCGUCUGUUCGUCACACUAAUUAGAAAAAAAAAAUCAUUUUUCAUAAAAAUUCAGCCAUGUCAUGGUCAUAUUUUGAUUCUCCCGAAUUCCUCAAAACAUCUCUUCAUUCUCUAACCCUUCUUGAAAUUCCGAUUCAUCUUCUCGGUUUUUAUUGUAUCAUGUUCAAAACUCCGUCGAAAAUGAGAUAUGUGAAAUCAUCAAUGAUCCAAUGUUGUGUUAUUGGCGCUGUUUUAGAUGUUUCUCUAAGUUUCGGAAUAAUUCCUUACGUAUUGUUUCCAACGAUGUCAGGGCGACCAUUAGGAUUUCUAACGAGAUUAGGAGUUCCUAUGGAAGCUCAAGUUAUUUUGUUUAUUGAAAUGAUUGUAUUACUCGGUUGCUCGUUGAUUGGAAUUCUCGAAAAUAGAUUUACUUGCAUCACAAAUCCCAAAUCAAGCUACAAGAAUCACUGUAUAAUAUACAUUGCGAACGUAACAUUUGCCACAAUUUUAAUCUAUUGGAUAUUUUCAAAAUGUCCAGAGCAAGAAAGUGCUCGGCGAGUUGUUCUAUACGAACUUCUACCACCGAAUCUUCCUAGUAAUUUCUACACCGAUCCAUUAUUCGUCGUUUCGUUGAACAGCUUUCAAGUUGGUAUGACGAUUAUGGGACCAUUUAUUUUUCAAUAUAUACAGGGAGCAUUUUUCAUAAUUGGUACAAUUUAUAAGUUAUAUUUUCUGAAGACCAAUAAAAAUGUGUCCCAAAACACCAGAAGAAUGCAAAACAAGAUGUUCAUUUUGAUUUGGAUACAGUGCUCAAUUCCAAUAACUGUUCUUGCUCUUCCAAUUUGUUACGUAUUGUUCAGCUGCUCAACAUCUUAUUUUAAUCAAGGUACGGUACAAAAGUUUCGAGUUAAACACACAUUUUUAAGCGUUAAACAACCUGGUAUUUAUAUUUUUCUCCUUUCACGGGAUUUUGACAACAACUUCAAUUAUUUUUAUUCACUCGGCAUAUCGGAAUGUACUAUUUUCAAAUUGCAAAAAAUCGAAAGUUUUGAAGAAUUUUAGACAACGCAUUUUAUAUGUUCCCAAUCGGUUUUCAUGAACUGAACUAGAUUCUAGAAAUUGUUUUGCCAACAAUUUAGAGAUCAGUAAUCAAUGUUUUUGUUCAACAUAUAAUUUUUGGCCAGCAUGAGACAGCAGAUGUUUUUAAAGAAACAUAUUUACGCAAUCCCGCACUCCUACUAAAAAUGCACUGGACAUACUUCGAUACUCCAGAUUUCCUACAAACUUCUUUACACAUCCUGAGUAUUCUAGAAGUUCCAAUUCAUCUUCUCGGUUUUUAUUGCAUCAUUUUCAAAACCCCGCCAAAAAUGAGAUAUGUGAAAUCGUCAAUGAUCCAAUGUUGUGUUUGGGGAGCUUUUCUGGAUUUUUCUUUGAGUUUUGCAACAAUUCCCUAUGUGUUAUUUCCAACCUUAUCCGGACAUCCUUUAGGAGUUAUGUCUUAUUCUGGAAUUUCUAUCAAAUCACAGAUAAUUCUUAUUGUAGAGAUAAUGAUUGGCAAUAUUUGCGCAUUUAUUGGUAUUUUUGAAAACCGCUAUCACUGCUUCCAAAAUCCCACCACUAGCUAUAAAAAUCACAUCCUCAUCUAUUUCUUCAACGGAUUUCUACUUAACAUAGUAUCAUUUUUGAUAUUCUCGGAUUGUCCAGAGCAAACAGAAGCUCGAAGAAUAGUUCUAUACCAACUUCUACCACCCGAUCUACCCGCUCACUUCUACACAGAUCCAACAUUUGUUGUUUCUUUAAAUAGUCAAGAAAUAGGAAUGAUUUUUAUUGGAAUAUUCAUAUUUGUUUUAAUACAAUGUCUUUGUAUUGGGCUCUGUAUACAAUUUCUAUCGUCGAAGAAGUAAUAAAAAUCUAUCAGUGAACACGAGAAAAAUGCAAAACAAAUUUUUCCUUCUAAUCUGUAUCCAAUGUUCUAUUCCAAUAACUGUUAUAGCUUUCCCACUUUGCUAUGUUAUUUACAGUUGUUCAACAUUAUAUUACAAUCAAGCAUUCAAUAAUAUUUCAUUCAUUUUCAUCUCGUUACACGGAGUUCUGACUACAACAUCUAUUAUGUUUAUUCAUACAUCUUAUCGUGAAUUUAUAUUCUCAUAUUUUACAAAACAGAGGAAUCAUAGAAAAAUAACACAAUUAUCUGGUAAAACAUAA
Molecule: messenger RNA, 5670 nt
Organism: Caenorhabditis angaria
Lineage: Eukaryota; Metazoa; Nematoda; Chromadorea; Rhabditida; Rhabditidae
Source: the annotation of a GenBank genome assembly